Molecule: messenger RNA, 930 nt
Organism: Psilocybe cubensis
Lineage: Eukaryota; Fungi; Basidiomycota; Agaricomycetes; Agaricales; Agrocybaceae
Product: Surfeit locus protein 4-like protein
Exons: 7
Coding region: 1-930 (309 amino acids)
Biological process (GO): Golgi organization
Cellular component (GO): membrane; endoplasmic reticulum-Golgi intermediate compartment; endoplasmic reticulum
Source: RefSeq, a predicted model, not a curated record
AUGUCGUCGAGAAUUAACAUUGCUCGCCCACAGACCAACUACAGCGUCGACCCACACGGUCUUUCUAAUUCUCGUCCGUCUUCCGGAUACAGAGCCGCGGAUCCUGAUGACCCGCUCGAGAAGAUCAAAGCGUUUGCCAAAACCGUAGAGGAUAAUGUUGAAAUCUACUCUCAGCCUUUGAAACCCCAUUUGCCGGCAAUUGGUCGUUUCCUGAUUGUGGUGACUUUCCUGGAGGACGCACUGCGCAUUGUUACACAAUGGGGCGACCAGAUCUGGUACUUGCAACAACACCGUCAUUUCCCCUGGGGACUCUCUCAUACUUUCCUUAUUGUCAAUGUUAUUACUAUGCUUGUCGGGUCCACCGCGGUCAUUCUCAAGAAAAACACCGAACACGCUGUUGCUGGUCUUUUAGCUGUUGUUAUUAUUCAAGGGUUUGGAUACGGAUUAAUUUUUGACCUCAACUUCUUCCUGCGUAAUCUUAGUGUCAUUGGUGGAUUAUUCAUGGUCUUCAGUGAUUCGAUGGUGUCUAGAAAAAGCGUAUUCGCUGGCCUUCCAAGUAUCAGCGAAACUGACCGAAAGAAAUACUUCCUUCUUGCUGGCCGUGUUCUUCUUAUCUUCCUCUUCCUUGGUUUCAUGAUCCAGGGUACAUGGAGUAUUGUCCGUGUCUUUGUUUCCAUUAUUGGGCUCGGCGCCUGUGUCAUGGUUGCUGUUGGAUUCAAGGCCAAGUGGUCGGCGGCUUUCCUCGUUAUCGUCCUCAGUAUCUUCAAUGUCUUCGCCAACAAUUGGUGGAGUGUGCACUCUGCUCACCCACAACGCGAUUUCUUGAAAUACGACUUCUUCCAGACACUCUCAAUUGUGGGUGGUCUCAUCCUUUUGGUCAACAUGGGGCCUGGUGGUCUCUCCGUGGACGAGAAAAAGAAGACAUAUUAA